This is a messenger RNA of Ictidomys tridecemlineatus (thirteen-lined ground squirrel), 1625 nucleotides long. Lineage: Eukaryota; Metazoa; Chordata; Mammalia; Rodentia; Sciuridae. The record is from RefSeq and is a predicted model, not a curated record.
UCCCAUCACCUCGUCCCUCCCGGCAGAGUGGCAGCCGGCAGUGCAGAUUUUCCUGUACUCCCUGAUAUUCCUGCUCAGCGUGCUGGGGAACACGCUGGUCAUCACCGUGCUGAUCCGGAACAAGAGGAUGAGGACCGUCACCAACAUCUUCCUGCUGUCCCUGGCUGUCAGCGACCUCAUGCUCUGCCUCUUCUGCAUGCCCUUCAACCUCAUCCCCAACCUGCUCAAGGAUUUCAUCUUCGGGAGUGCUGUUUGCAAGACCACCACCUACUUCAUGGGCACCUCUGUGAGUGUUUCCACCUUUAAUCUGGUGGCCAUAUCUCUGGAGAGAUAUGGUGCAAUUUGUAGGCCCUUACAGUCCCGCGUUUGGCAGACGAAAUCCCACGCUCUGAAGGUGAUUGCUGCUACCUGGUGCCUCUCCUUUACCAUCAUGACUCCGUACCCCAUUUAUAGCAACUUGGUGCCUUUUACCAAAAAUAACAACCAGACCGCAAAUAUGUGCCGCUUCCUACUGCCAAAUGAUGUUAUGCAGCAGUCCUGGCACACGUUCCUGCUGCUCAUCCUCUUUCUUAUUCCUGGAAUUGUGAUGAUGGUGGCGUACGGAUUAAUCUCUUUGGAACUCUAUCAAGGAAUAAAAUUUGAUGCUAGCCAGAAGAAAUCUGCUAAAGAGAGGAAACCGAGCACGGGCAGUGGCAGCCGAUUCGAGGACAGCGACGGCUGCUACCUGCAGAAGUCCCGGUCCCCGAGGAGGCUGGAGCUCCAGCAGCUGUCCACCCGCAGCGGCAGCGGCAGGCUCCACCGCGUCCGGAGCAGCAGCUCGGCCGCCAACCUGAUGGCCAAGAAGCGGGUCAUCCGCAUGCUCAUGGUCAUCGUGGUCCUCUUCUUCCUGUGCUGGAUGCCCAUCUUCAGCGCCAACGCCUGGCGGGCCUAUGACACCACCUCUGCCGAGCGCCACCUCUCAGGGACCCCCAUCUCCUUCAUCCUCCUGCUCUCCUACACCUCCUCCUGCGUGAACCCCAUCAUCUACUGCUUCAUGAACAAACGGUUCCGCCUCGGCUUCAUGGCCACCUUUCCCUGCUGCCCCAACCCGGGACCCCCGGGGGCGAGGGGAGAGGUGGGAGAGGAGGAGGAAGGCAGGACCUCGGGGGCGUCCCUGUCCAGGUACUCCUACAGCCACAUGAGCGCCUCUGCCGCACCCCCCUGAGCCCGCCGGCCCUCCACUGCGCUGGGAGGAGGGGGCCAGGGAGGGGGAGGAGGAGGGAAGUGCAGCAGGCAGGCCCCAUGUCCUGUGGAAGCCUUCCCUGGCUGCUUUCCAUCCUCCCCCCAGUUCCAGGAGGAGAUGCACUGGCGGGGGGCGGGGGGCGGGGGCCUGACUUGGUUUCCAGGUAGGUCAAGGCAAGACAUUCCCAGUGACAUUCACCAUCAGAGAGCCUCAGCAAGCCCCUGGGAGUCCCCCAGGAUCAGGCUGCAAAUGUAAUUACCAAGCACCUGUUCAAAGUGGAGAUUCCCACCCUACUGAGCUUCAGAAGGUUCUGGAACACCCAAGGUGGGUUCCUGCUUCUGGUAGUGAUGCUUCUGUUCUCUGUUUCUUCUGCUACUGAAGAGCGGUGAAAGCUCCUUGCCCC